AUGAGUCAACCACGCAAUUCAGACUUGAAGUUUUGCACGGUGUGCGCUUCCAACAAUAAUAGGUCGAUGGAAUCGCACAAAGUCCUCCAAGAAGCCGGGUAUAGCGUCAGUUCCUAUGGUACUGGAUCUGCGGUUAGAUUACCUGGACUUUCUAUUGAUAAACCAAACGUUUAUCAGUUUGGUACGCCUUAUAACGAUAUAUAUAAUGAUCUUUUAUUCCAAUCUGCUGAAAGGUACAAAUCAAAUGGACUUUUGCAGAUGUUGGAUCGUAAUAGAAAAUUGAAAAAGGCACCAGAAAAAUGGCAAGAUAAUCAUGAACUUUUUGAUGUUGUCUUCACCUGUGAAGAAAGAUGUUUUGAUGCUGUUUGUGAAGAUUUAAUGGGACGUGGUGGUAAUUUGAAUAAGAUUGUUCAUGUUAUUAACGUUGAUAUCAAGGAUGAUAAUGAAAAUGCAAAAAUCGGUGGGUUGGCAAUAUUAAAAUUAGCUGAUAUGCUAACUAAAAAAGUAACUGAAUCGCGUAAGGGUCAAAUACCGUUUGAAGAUUGCAUGAUGGACAUUCUGACCGAUUGGCAAGAAAAGCAUCCCAAUUUACCUGUAUUAUAUUCACCUGCCUACUAUUGA
This is a messenger RNA of Zygosaccharomyces rouxii, 621 nucleotides long. It is a transcript of the gene SSU72, whose product is annotated as RNA polymerase II subunit A C-terminal domain phosphatase. Gene Ontology annotation, biological process: termination of RNA polymerase II transcription. NCBI's taxonomy places the organism in Eukaryota, Fungi, Ascomycota, Saccharomycetes, Saccharomycetales, Saccharomycetaceae. The transcript has a single exon. Gene Ontology annotation, molecular function: RNA polymerase II CTD heptapeptide repeat phosphatase activity. The record is from RefSeq and is a predicted model, not a curated record. Gene Ontology annotation, cellular component: mRNA cleavage and polyadenylation specificity factor complex; nucleus. Bases 1 to 621 code for a protein of 206 amino acids.